Molecule: messenger RNA, 358 nt
Organism: Suillus bovinus
Lineage: Eukaryota; Fungi; Basidiomycota; Agaricomycetes; Boletales; Suillaceae
Exons: 3
Coding region: 89-331 (80 amino acids)
Source: RefSeq, a predicted model, not a curated record
GCCAUACAUUUGCCAUCGUGGACAGGUGAUUGAAAUUUACAAACGGUGGUCGUGUGAGGGCCUCGCGCUACCGUUCUUGUGCAAUUGGAUGUUCAGCAACUUUUCGAACUCAGUCGGAUGUUUGGUCACUCACCGGCUUCCAUUCCAUACUUAUCUUGCGACCUACCUUUGCAUAGUGAACUGUUCGUUGCUGAGUCAAUAUUUUUACCUGAACAUCGUGUUCCACGAAAGCAUCUCGCCGACCAGUCGUUCAAUGACGCACCACCCCAGGUCGUCGAAGAAGCACAAUACGAGGUUGAGGUUGAUGGUGCAGUCUUCUCAGCACUCUUAGAAAGUUUUCACUCUGGGCGGAAACGCG